Molecule: messenger RNA, 12173 nt
Organism: Haliotis rufescens (red abalone)
Lineage: Eukaryota; Metazoa; Mollusca; Gastropoda; Lepetellida; Haliotidae
Product: sodium channel protein para-like
Exons: 31
Coding region: 1304-7090 (1928 amino acids)
Biological process (GO): neuronal action potential; sodium ion transmembrane transport; membrane depolarization during action potential
Cellular component (GO): voltage-gated sodium channel complex; plasma membrane
Molecular function (GO): voltage-gated sodium channel activity
Source: RefSeq, a predicted model, not a curated record
GACUGCUGAAUGGCUGGGAAUAUAAUUGCAGUCGCUAAUAGGACAAUUUGUUACUUCGAUCAAUUGACGAGCCAGGGUUCGUUGUAUACUGUGUUGAAAAUCACAGGGCCUAAUCGUCCAUUCAAGUUUAACUAUGGACGGAGUCUAUGCAUUAUAAUCAAUCCUACCGUCAGCUGAACGACAUGAAUAUAUCAUUUGGCCUCUUUCUCACUGCACAUCCGGGGCUGUAGAAACAAGCGGACUUUUCUCGGAGUCGCGUUCAUCUCAACGUCUGCACACGCGCCCCAAUCCACUGUUGAAGGACAGUAGGAUGACUUAACACUAGGAACCAGCAACGUUCACUAACUGUAUAGGGCUGUGGACCCACCUGAGGACUGACGCCGGACGGUGUCGCCUUUAGCUAGCUUGGGUGAAUGCAUAUAACCCGGGUGGUACGACGUUGUUGCCCCGGCCCCCCGUGCCGCCACGGUAAUCUAACUCAGCCUCGGUGCCUGUUCGACGACAGUUCAGGUGCUAACGAGGAUAAUAGCAACAACUCCAAAUAUCGGAAAUUUCCGUAUAUCCGCGUGUUUUUCUAAAUAAUCUGUUACACUUGUUCCAUCGUCAGAGCGCCGAAGCGAAAAAUCAAUAAUUUUCUCAUUUUAUAUGCUGGAGCUCCACCAGGAGGUAGAUUUCAGAUUCUGCGAGCCUGUCUCACUGCUGGAAGAGCUUGUUACCAUCUACAGGUCGGUGUAGUGUUCUGGAAGCUUCUUGCGGUGCCGUUACUGGGGUACUAGCUACCCGUUCUCCCACACCUGUGUCACCAAAGCCUCGAGUUUGGGCUGUGAAUGCGGAAUUUCGUCCAAUACAUCGAAACGAGUAAUGGAGGCAGCGAGAGACAAAAUGGCGGCUGAAUGACAGCAACGGUGUUCAGUGAACGGUGCAUGGGCUGUGAUCGUUCGUGUUGUGUAUUCGCUUGGCUAUAGACUUAUUCGGCGACAGAUGCUUGGAUAUUGGGAAUAGGUGAUCAGCCAUCUUUAAGUCCGACCUAACUUAUGCAAGUUGUUGAACAGGAGACAACGCUAUAUUUAUUAUCGAUGAAAAUGGUCGUCCAAGGAUUGUCAUGAUCCAUGGCUCUAGGAUCCUGGGUCUGAAUGCAAGGGAUCAUUUCCGGGUGGGGUCAUGAGGUCCGAACACACCCAUCCCAAGGUACAAACUGUUUCUUCACUCAGCCUCUUGUAUUUGCAGACCCAUCCCAAGACCCUGCCAAAGGUACUAACUCGUGUCUUAGCGGGCUUCCGGUAGUGUUGGAUGAGGUGACGUCAUGGAUGAAGAGGGCGUCGAGGAAUACCGGAACUUCCGCCCCUUCACCCGGGACUCCCUCUUCAAUAUCGAGAGGCGGAUAGCGGAGGAACAGGCAGCGAAGGAGGCUCACAAACUCAAGGAGGCUGGUGACUCGGAUGACUCUGAGGAUGAGAUUGAAGAACCAAGUCACCAUGAACCAGACCCCAAGCCAAACUCCAAGCUCGAGGCUGGGCGAAAGCUUCCUCCGUCCCUGGAGGAGGGGUCUGGCCGGUUUGUGGGGCGACCUAUUGAGGAUCUGGACGAGUAUUACCAUAACCAGAAGACGUUCUGCGUUAUCGGGAGGGACAAGACAAUCUACCGGUUUAACGCUACAAAUGCGUUGUUUGUCCUCAGCCCCUUCAACCCAAUCAGGAGGGUCGCACUCUACAUUCUCGUCCAUCCUCUAUUUAGCGUCGUGGUGAUGUUGACAAUUAUAGUCAACUGUGUAUUCAUGACGAUGACAGAAGGCCCUGAAGAAUAUGUGGAACAAAUCUUCACUGGGAUCUAUACGUUUGAAGCUUCGACGAAGAUCUUGGCACGAGGGAUCAUUUUAACUCCAUUUACGUAUCUCCGUGAUCCCUGGAACUGGCUAGACUUUUUUGUUAUUUCUAUAGCAUAUUUGACCAUGUGGAUAAAAAGUUUGGGCAAUCUAUCGGCCUUGAGAACCUUUAGGGUACUUCGAGCUCUAAAAACAGUAGCAGUUAUACCAGGAUUAAAAACCAUUGUGGGUGCCUUAUUGGAAGCGGUCCGGCGUUUGCGAGAUGUCAUGAUAUUGACGGUGUUCGUCUUGUCGAUAUUCGCCCUUGUCGGCAUGCAGCUCUAUUCGGGUGGACUGAGACAGAAGUGUGUGCAGAAUUGGACCAUCGAGCUUGGACCCAAUAUAUCGGACAUAGAAUGGUUGUCAUUUGUCAAUGAUUCAAACAACUGGUGGAAGGUGGGUGACGAUUAUAUCGUAUGCGGAAAUGGCAGUGGAGCCGGUGGAUGUAAGGAGAACUACACGUGCUUACCCGACCUGGGCGACAAUCCGAAUUUUGGCUACACCAGCUUCGACAACUUUGGCUGGGCGUUGUUGUGUGCCUUCCGCCUCAUGACACAGGACUACUGGGAGAGUCUGUACAAGCUGGUUCUGAGAGCGGAAGGUUCUGCUCAUGCGAUGUACUUUGUUCUCGUUAUAUUGCUGGGGUCCUUCUACCUGGUCAACCUCAUCCUCGCCAUCGUUGCCAUGUCGUACGAUGAACAACAGAAGCAGGACGCCGCCGACGCCGCUGAUGAGGCUGCCGAGAGAAUGGAAGAGGAAGAGAGACGAGAAAUUUUGUCCCAGAUGACCAAGAGUCCAUCCGAUGCGUCCUUCAAAAGUGACCAGUAUAAUCCGGACAAGGCGGAGGACAAGGAACGGGUCAGUUUAACGUCCGACCAAUCAGGCGGCAGUCAUCUCCAUCCGAACUCCAAGAAACGAGGCAGUGUAAGCCUCCCCGGCUCGCCGUUUGCGUAUCGUCGAAGCAGUAGGGGGAGUCAGUUCAGUUGGAAGAAAAAACCCAGCGGCCGGGCAACCGACCGGCAACCCCUUGUUUACCAGACAUUGGAAAGUCUUCCCCUUCCUUUUGCUGAUGAUUCCGCGGCAGUGACGCCAUCGUCAGAAGAUCUAUGCAAUUUUCCUUUUCACAAGAAUGCUCCAAAUGGCAGGCGAUAUAGUUUCGCUUCCCAAACACGGAGGCAUUGGCCGGACGCCAGACCUCCAUCAAGAAGAAGCAGUUUUGCUUCCAACGUUAGUCGGAACUCCCGUACUAGUAGAUACUCCGUGCAUUCCCCUCUGGACCCUUUAAAAAAAGAGAGCAAAAUGGAUACUUUGUUUAACUUUACCCGCAAAGGGAGUCAACGUGUCCCUGAUGUGGUGGUGGACAAGCCACGACUGGACCGAGAUAAUGAUUCCGUCAGUAGCCUGGGAUCGGAGUGCGUGGGUGAAAAGCAGAAGAUGUCUCCCACUAACACAUUUCUGUGUCCGUCACCAACAGCUGCCAAUGUAGAUAUCAAAGAUGUGAUGGUUCUCAAAGAUCUCAUUGACCAUGCUUCUGGCCACAGGAGAAGUUUCAUGAGUGUUGUUAGCGUCCAACCGGAAGCUGUCCGCGACAAGCUGAUGAACUAUUUGUGUCUAUGGAACUGCUCGCCAAACUUCAAAAAACUGCAGUAUUUUGUGAGUCUGUUCAUCAUGGACGCCUUCGUCGAUCUGUUCAUUACACUGUGUAUCGUAGUCAACACUGGCUUCAUGGCGCUGGACCACUGGGACAUGAACGAAGACUUGAAGAGUGUGUCAGAAUUUGCCAACACACUGUUCACGGGUAUAUUUGCGGCUGAGGCGUUCCUAAAGAUUCUUGCUCUAAGUCCUAUUAAUUACUUCAAGGACAACUGGAAUGUGUUCGACAGUUUCAUUGUGUUCCUCAGUUUAAUGGAGCUUAUGCUGGAGGAACUCCCAGGGUUGUCUGUUCUCCGAGCCUUCAGAUUGCUCCGAGUUUUCAAGCUUGCCAAAUCCUGGCCGACGCUGAACAUGCUGAUCGCUAUCGUGGGCCGGACUAUGGGAGCUCUGGGUAACUUGACCAUCGUCCUCGGCAUCGUCGUCUUCAUCUUCGCCGUCAUGGGGCAGCAACUGUUCAGGGAUUCGUACCAGCGAUACAUAAACGACUCGGACAUUGGUGGUGGCAUGCCCAGAUGGAACUUCGAUGACUUCCUUCAUUCCUUCAUGAUAAUAUUCCGUGUGUUGUGUGGAGAGUGGAUCGAGUCCAUGUGGGGCUGUAUGAGAGUCGCUGGCUACCCGUGUGUCCCCUUCUUCCUUCUUACAAUGGUCAUCGGGAACCUUGUGGUGUUGAACCUGUUUCUUGCUCUGUUGCUGAGCUCCUUUGGCGCCGAAAGUCUUCAGAGAUCAGAAGCAGAUGACGAGCCAAACAAACUGGCCGAGGCUGUUGACAGAUUCAAGCGAUUUGGGGCCUGGGUGAAGGUCAAGAUCAUCGUCUGCCUCAAAGUGAAACUCCGGCGAAAGACGAAACGUCCCGUGAUCGCACUGUCGCCGAGUUCCUCCCGACCCGAGCUUAAUGGCAAGGAAGCUUUGGCAGAUGGCCAGACUGUAGUUGGUAAUGGCAAAGCCUAUGAACUUCAUCAAACUCAAGACACCGAAAGCCUUUCUCCUAACAAAACAGAUGCUGAAAAGGGUCUCGACCUACCUGACGGCGAGAAGGUAGGUGAGACAACUGCGUUGCUUCCGCGCAGGUGUAGCGAGGGUUCUGUGAACAAAGACUCGAAGAGUAUGUUAGGUUCCGAGGCCAGUUCUAGCUCAAGCUCACUCUCCGAAAGCGAGAAGGAUAUCAAGGUCGAAGCCGACGGAGAGCCGGAAAUUAACGAAGUUGACAUCGUGUAUGUGAAGGAACCAGACGACUGUUUGUGUAAGGUGUGCACACGGAAGUUUAAAUGUCUGGCGACCAUUGAGGAAAGCAAGACAGGACAGAUAUGGUGGAAAUUCCGAUGCUUCAUGUUUAGAGUGACUGAGCACAAGUACUUUGAAACCUUCAUCAUCACAAUGAUUCUAGCCAGUAGCUCCGCCUUGGCCCUGGAGGACGAAUACCUUGGCGAAAGGCCAAUUUUGAAGGCCAUCCUUAUGUACUUGGACAAAUGCUUCACUGCAAUCUUCAUCCUGGAGAUGUUGGUUAAGUGGGUGGCCUUCGGCUUCAAAACCUACUUCACGGAUGCUUGGUGCUGGCUGGACUUCAUCAUCGUAUCGCUGUCGAUCGUGCUGCUUGCGGCAGAGUCCUUCAACCUAGGAGACUUGGGGUCUAUCAAGGCACUCCGAACUCUGAGGGCCCUACGUCCCCUCCGUGCAGUCUCUCGGUGGGAGGGUAUGAGGGUUGUGGUAAACGCUUUGAUUAAAGCUAUACCCUCGAUCUUCAACGUGCUACUGGUGUGCCUGGUAUUUUGGCUGAUCUUUGGUAUCAUGGGCGUUCAGCUGUUUGCGGGCAGAUUUCAUAAGUGUGUGGAUGCAGAUGGCACGAGACUUAAUAUCAGCGUCGUAGAUCACCGGAACCAGUGCGAGACUCAGAAUUAUACUUGGACCAACUCAAAGAUUAAUUUUGACAAUGUAAUGAACGCCUAUCUUGCCCUUUUCCAAAUUGCUACCUACAAAGGUUGGACCGACAUCAUGAAUGAUGCCAUAGACAGCAGACAGCCCAACUAUCAGCCGCUGUACGAAGACAAUAGAUACAUGUACAUGUACUUCGUUCUCUUCAUCAUCUUCGGCUCCUUCUUCACCCUCAACCUCUUCAUUGGUGUCAUCAUCGACAACUUUAACCAGCAGAAGAAAAAGGGUGGUUCGUUGGAAAUGUUCAUGACAGAUGAUCAAAAGAAGUACUACAUGGCAAUGAAGCGCAUGCAGUCAAAGUCACCGCAAAAGUCCAUACCAAAACCAAAGCUGUGGAUUGCCGGUAUUAUCUUUGACGUCACCACAAACCAGAUGUUUGACAUCGGUAUCAUGGUGGUCAUCUUGCUGAACAUGAUAACGAUGAUGAUUGAGCAUGAAGGAAUGACUCAUGAGAUCGACGAGGCGCUAAAAUACAUCAACAUCGUGUUUAUUGCAAUAUUUACAUUGGAGUGCGUGCUGAAAAUUAUAGGACUGCGUCAGUUCUACUUUAAGAUCCCGUGGAAUGUAUUUGACUUUGUUGUUGUGAUUUUAUCAAUUUUAGCUUUGUCGUUAGCGGGCUUCUUUGAGAACUUCUUCGUGUCCCCAACGUUACUUCGAGUUAUCCGGGUGUUCAGAGUGGGUCGAGUACUACGGUUGGUUAAGUCCGCCAAGGGCAUCCGAACUCUUCUAUUCUCCCUCGCCGUGUCACUUCCGGCGUUGUUCAACAUCGGUCUGCUGUUAGCGCUUGUCAUGUUUAUCUAUGCCAUAAUGGGCAUGAACUUCUUCAUGAAGGCGGAGGAGGAAUACGGCUUGGACGAUGCCUUCAAUUUCAAGACCUUUUUCCGGAGUUUCAUUUUAUUGUUUCAAAUGUGCACUUCUGCCGGAUGGGACGGUGUCCUGAAUGGCUUGAUCGCCAAAUGUAAGCCAAAUGAACCCUGCACACAGUACACGAUAGCUACAAUGUACCUAGUGACAUAUCUAGUGAUUAGUUUCUUGGUCGUGGUCAACAUGUACAUCGCGGUCAUAUUGGAGAACUUUAGCCAGGCCACUGAAGACGUACAGCAGGGUCUCACGCCGGAUGACUUUGACAUGUAUUAUGAGAAAUGGGAGAAGUACGACCCCGAUGCUACUCAAUACAUCCAACUGGAUAUGCUUUCAGACUUCGUGGAUUUCCUGGAGGAACCGUUACAGUUGCAGAAGCCGAAUCACUUUAUGCUAGUUAAGUUGGAUAUUCCAAUAUGCGACGGCGAUAUGUGUUUCUGUCGAGACAUAUUAGAUGCGUUAACGAAGAACUUCCUCGGGACGACAGAAACGCCGGAUAUGCCGACGCAACAGGAAGCGGAAACGGAAUAUGUGGUAGUUAGCAGUACAUUAAAAAGACAAAAAGAGCAUUAUGCAGCUAAAAUAAUUCAAAAGGCAUACCGUACAUUCCGGAGGAAGAAACAUGGAAGCGAGGACGACGACGAGGAGAAUGACAUUGACGAAGAUUGCGUAGACAACGGAGAUGCCGAGACUGUAGUGGUUGAGACCACCUCUAGUCAUGCUAGUGAUACGACAGAACAGCAAAAAACAGUGGAGCUCCAUGCUGACAGUGAUAUCGUGGCGUGACAAAGUGAGCAAACCUAAUAAAAAGUCACAAGGGAUAGAACCGGGUAUUCAAGCCAAUCAGGAUGAUACUAAUGCUGACCAAUCACAUCCGUGCGGUCACGUGCUCGCGUGUUGAUUGGCCAGUGGUUGUGGUGGUACUAGAGCUAUAGCAGUUAAGCGGAAGGAACCCAGGCAGCAGUGUAUCAUGGUCCGUCGCCCACAUGCGCGCGCACCCCGGAUACUCAAUCCAAACGGCGGGUAGCAGGCGAACGGGCAAUUUAGUCGAAAGGUUUUCAGUGAUAUUAAUGAAACUUUCAUUGUAAUGUCUUUCCAUUUGCUAUUUCAAGUAUGCAAGUUUUGAAUUUUUGCGAAUUUUGUAAUGUUUGUCAUGCACACAUAUUUUUUUUUACUGGGACCAUAAGCUCCGUAUUUGAGUGCGUGGGCUUCGCCAGGCUUAUAGUGACUGUACUCUGUCACACACAGCAUGUCUCGUUGCCAUCAGAUGUAGUAGAAGGUAGUAUCAUGCUAGACUUCAUAACCGGCCUCGGUUCCUUACAUCUCCUACCCCAAACCUCACCCGAACCGACCCCACCCCAUCCACAUCCUCUCCACGCUCACGCCCAGACCCAGAAUCCCUAUCACGGUGACUCUUAUCUCCAAGUUCACCCGUAGUGCCGAAGCACCAGCCCAUUGGGUAAUCUCUGACAUCUUUUUCCCAAACAGAUUCUGGUACCACGUGUCUUUUCCAAAGGCAAUCCCUGCAUAUCCAUUUUAAUUCCAUCAAAAUUCUGUCACCAAUACUUCGUCCACAUCACUGACAAAUAAUAUAUCCAACAAUAUGAUAUUGCUUUAGAGGUGAAUAUUUUGCUAGCUCUCGGAAUGAAAUCAGUGAGUUUGUCCUUACAUUUAAUGAUAGACGUUCUAGUCUGAAUCUGCAAUCCCCGGGUUGAAUGGUGAUGUGUCAACGUCUUACACAAAAAGGGACUAUGCUUACGGUGUGUUUAGUCUAGAUCAAGAAGCCGUUAAAUGUCAUGUUUGAAACGAGGACAUUGUCUCUGUAUGCUUAGGAUAAUCAGUAACUUCGAUAUACAAAAUUGGAUUUUUAGAAACAGAGUGGUUUUUGUAUUACUUAAUUCGGACUGACAAUUGCCUAAACCUAGUCCCUAUUUAAAUGUGUUUCAUUACGAUUGGCUCUUUGUUGAGAAGCCAUUAACGUCAACAAAUAUGUCACUUUUCGGAUCCCUCUUCUCCCAUUACAACUCGCCCCGUAACUACAGAAUCUUAAAGGGGCUCUCUACGUUUGUAUCAUGACAUUGUACUGUUAAAUCGUUUAUAUAUGUCAAGGAUAUUAAAUGUAUUGGGGACAGAGGUGAAAUUCGAUGAGCCCUUGAAAUAUGAAUAAGGUAUAAAAAACUAUAAACCAACAGAUACAACCUAGAUAGUCAGUGUUUUAUCAUUACUGAAAGAGCUCCUUUAACAUUGGUCUGUAAACCCCGUCACACGACCAAUCUCGCAUAAGAGUUCACACAGUCUUCGCAGUAUAGAUUUCAAUCUACUUCAGUCUUAAAUUAAAUUUUCAUACCAUGAGUGUACGAAUCCAGUGUUUAAAUACAACGUUUCUCGUAAUUAUUUCAUCUAGAUUUAUCAGCAGUAAGCCACUUAGUUUUCAGUCUUUGUACAACAGUCAACACCGGAUGUCACGAACGCCAAGGGUGAUAGUUAAGUUCGUUAUUUGAACAUGAACAUGAACAAUAACAUGUAUUAUCUCUCCUUGAAUGUAAUAACAAGGUUCGUAAUAGCCGAUGGUUCCUUAUAUCCGGAGCUGAGUGCAACAAGUAACUUAAGCGCAGUUGCUAUGUCGCUUUUCGUGUCGGAGCCACCGACGGAGCAUCCAUCAUCAACGAAUCCCCUGAUGUCAACGUGUCGACGGCGUGAUGGGCGGGCUACCUCGUCACGACAGUCGCCACCAACGUUAUUAAUGUUACGUCACGCUUGUUACGUUUGAGUCUUGAACUAUGCUGUUUGUUCAUGUUUCUGUUGAUAAUCAUUAUUUGUCCUUUCAAAUUACAAACCAAGGAAGGUUUCACAGUGGAACAAAUCGUUCCCGAACACCUGAUUCAUUGUGCAUCUGCUUACUUAAACAGUGGAAUUUGCAAACGCCUGAAAGUCUUAAUGUUUCGUAGAUGGCAGUGUAUGAAAACCCAGUUUUAGUGACGCCGGUCUAUGCUUUUAAGUCAUCUGUGGGUGACUUAGAACAUUCAAUCUAUAUUGCCGAGUUAAAGUAGUUCUUCGGCUGUGUAAACCAGCUUCUAAGUUAAAUAUCACUCGUAGACCGGCUUUAGAAAACCAAUACAAAACCAGCUAGCUUAUGAACGCAUGUACAUGGGGUAUUGCGCCACGUCGGUCAGUGAUUAUCAUAUGCCUUUUGCUACUUCUGAGAUUGGCCAAUCGUUGGACAUCGUCUACCUGACGCUCUGAACAUAGACCGGAUCCCUUACCGCGCUGCCAGUUCCUGAACCUGGUUUUAUGGAAACAUCUCGCCCAUCAUCGCAGAUGUCUUCCCAUACCCCUGAACGGACCCCAACGGUGGCUUUACCUACUGACAAAAACAUUGACCUACCAAUCUUAUCAAACUUCUUUUUAAACAUUUACACAAACAGUAGUAUUUUUUACUCACACUAAAUGUUGAGACAUCGGGGUUGUAUGUAAUGCACUACACAUACGAAAUCCGAUCAUGUUUAGAUAGUAGUUUCAAUUAAUACAUCCUUGACUUAUAAUUGGCAAACGAGGACAUUCUGCUUCCAGAAAUAACGUGCAUUCAACACGUGCAGUGAUUGUAACAGAAGUGUGUUACACAGCUCUGUGGUUAUUUGAUCGCUAGUCAGUGGUAGUUCUUCCAGGUCUCUAGCCUUCUCCAUUAACGCUUGUAGAUUUUCAUAAUCCUGCACGCCGUUGAGUGCACAGACACGAAACAAUCGCCUCGGCAUUAGAAGCACCGUUAGACUUUAAACCUGGCUUACGCGUGUAUGGCUUGUAAUUAUCGCGAUAUUAACAUUAUGUGGUGUGAAAUCCCGUAAAACAGUUUUACCAGUGCCUUGGUACAAACUGAAUACAUAACUUCGAUCUUCCCAUCCGAUCUGUUCAAGUAACCAUGUUGCCGUGUCUAGCGUUAAUGUUGAACUUAUAAUCUCUCUGGUAUCAGCUCCCUCUCAAUAUCCGAACAUGACUGGGUAAUCCACUGUACUUGUAUAAUAGCAAAGCCGUGAUUCAUGAGUCUACAUAUGGACACGUUUCUGAAAUUCAGUCAAUAGCCGUGUAUACCCUAUCAGAAAAGGUUCUGGGUUUUCGAACAUGUUUAAGUACUCUUAUAAAACGCACAUGAUACCAAAUGAGUAUUUAUUAGAUUGGCUGUGAAUCUGUUAUUUCAUUGAGAUGUCAAGAGGAUUUUUCUGUCAGAAGUGAAUAUAUGUUCCCAAUACUAUUUGUCAUUACGUGCACAGUAUUAUAGCAUAGGUACUAUUGCGUCUCUAGGUAUAGUUGGUAGGUUGGAUGUAGGUCUGUUCGGCUGUUAGCGGCUGGGCAGGCAAUAUCAUGAAAGCUAUAGUGACUCGUUGAAAGAGUUGCUAGUAAUUUUAUACAAUCUAUCUUCUGCUUGUGUAAUCUGUUAUUUCACGUUUUGGUGAAUGUUCAAGUGGCGUCACAGAGUGACUGUUUUACUUGUGUUACUGUGGACAAAGAUGCCCACGGUAUUCACAGGAUCGAUAGAUAUUCUUCGCUACAACCAACUUUUUUCGACUGUAUGCAGUCUUUGAGAAAUGUUUUCAUAUUUCCUCUUCGAAUCAACUGUUUGUAAAUUGCCAACCAACAGCUCCCUCUAAUGCUCUCACAAAGAACUAUGACGAUGAACCUACUUCACCAUUUUCAACUACUUUUCUCUACCACUUCGCUUUUGCAAAGCCUGUUUGGAACAAAAGUCAGAUCGCUUUGUACUAGAAUUGACUAACAAUGUCCGCUUCUCUCCCGUCAUACCUUGUCCAACAACAAUUCCUGUUUCUUCAAACUUCGAGCCAGUACACGUCUGCACGGCAAUCUCGACCUUGACCUUACUCGCGCCAGAUCGAGGCUACAGCUGAUCCCAAUCUGCUUAUAUUGAUACUGUAGAAUUUAGUGUUUAUAAUGUUUUAUAGAAUUCGGACUUGAAGACAAAUGUUUUGAAGUCUGUAAAGAUAAUGUGUGUAGUUUAAGAAUUUCAAGUUUUGAAGCCAUGUUUCUCUUCCCGAAUGUUACUCGAUAAGUUACCUCCCCUUACAUUGUCACGCCACCAGAGGCACUCUCAAGUAUGCCAUUUACAUUAUCGGUGUCGUUUGGUGGCAAGUGUGCAAGGGUUGGCAAUUCGCCGAUGUUGUGAUAUUAACAGGCUAUUCCAAACAGUCGGAAUAGGCUUGUAGCAGACAGCCUUUUCAGUGGCGUGCCAGAGUGUAUAUGGUAAUUGUACGUCCUGUAAGUCGCCAUUACUGUAUGAUUAAACUUUUGAGAGGCAUCUGUGUAGAUGUAUUUUCCAUUUCAACCAGAGUAAUGUGUAACCAGUUGUAGAUAAACAUUUCAUCACGUUUUUUCAAUUCAUGUUGUUAGCAAAUUAACGGCCAUUCCAAAUUAUCCCAAGGUGCAUAACCUUUAUGUCGCAAUGUGUCCACCGGUAGGUGGCGUAAAUGUGAUUCUCGCGGAGCGGAUGUUGAUUUGAGCGUGUGGUUGUAUGUCGGUCAUCAUUUAAUGCGCUAUAUUGUCCUACCAACGAGGGAAUCGUAUCCUAUCUGCUCAAUGUGUUCGUUUUAAGACUUAUCUCUAGAACUAAUUCAUUAUAUACCCUACGAUUUCCAGCUUGUUUGAUCUCGUAAAGCAGCGCGAGAUCUUCAUCAUGUCCUUGACAUUCAAACUUUGCACGAAUGUUUCCAUGGUUACUAUUUUCCAAACUUAUGCACUUUGUCCACUGGUCACGUGACGAUGAAAGCACUGUCUUUAAGCCCUGCUUCGAAAUCACGUUGGACUAUUAACAUAUGACGGGAUGGCGAUUUUAUCGAGAAAUAAACAUAUUUCAUACACUGAA